Molecule: messenger RNA, 1269 nt
Organism: Lipotes vexillifer (Yangtze River dolphin)
Lineage: Eukaryota; Metazoa; Chordata; Mammalia; Artiodactyla; Lipotidae
Gene: GBX1
Product: gastrulation brain homeobox 1
Biological process (GO): regulation of transcription by RNA polymerase II; regulation of nervous system development
Cellular component (GO): nucleus
Molecular function (GO): DNA-binding transcription factor activity, RNA polymerase II-specific; RNA polymerase II transcription regulatory region sequence-specific DNA binding
Source: RefSeq, a predicted model, not a curated record
AUGAGUCCGGAGGGCGACACCCCCAGCCCUCCCGCUCGCCCGCCCCCUCCCCUUAUGAGAGAGAGAGGGAGCGCGGCGCCGGAGCCACACUGCGCCGAGCCCGCGCCCCGCCGGCACCUCGGCCCGGGAGUCAGGAGCGAGCCCUGCGUGUCCGCGUGGGGCGCCCGGCCGCGGGGCGCACGGCGGCGCCCGGAGGGGAGCGCCCUGGGCGGCGGGGGCCCGGGCGCUGCCUUCUCCAUCGACUCCCUGAUCGGGCCGCCGCCGCCGCGCUCCGGCCACUUGCUCUACACUGGCUACCCCAUGUUCAUGCCCUACCGGCCCCUCGUGCUGCCGCAGGCGCUGGCCCCCGCGCCGCUGCCCGCCGGCCUCCCGCCCCUCGCCCCGCUAGCCUCCUUUGCCGGCCGCCUGACCAACACCUUCUGCGCGGGGCUGGGCCAGGCCGUGCCCUCGAUGGUGGCGCUGACCACCGCGCUGCCCAGCUUCGCGGAGCCGCCCGACACCUUCUACGGGCCCCCGGAGCUCGCUGCUGCCGCCGCCGCCGCCGCCGCCGCCGCCACUGCCACCAGAAACAACCCCGAGCCGGGCGGCCGACGCCCGGAGGGCGCGCUGGAAGCCGAAGAGCUGCUGCCCGCCCGGGAGAAAGUGGCAGACCCCGCACCGCCCCCGCCUCUGCACUUCUCAGAGACUUUCCCAAGUCUGCCGGCAGAGGGGAAGGUGUACAGCUCGGACGAGGAGAAGCCGGAGGCGCCGGCGGGAGACCCAGCAGGCAGCGAGCAGGACGAAGGGGGCUCGGGCGGUGACAGCGAGGACGACGGUUUCCUGGACAGUUCUGCAGGGGGCCCUGGGGCCCUCCUGGGACCCAAAGCAAAGCUAACGGGAAGCCUGGGGACUGGAGCUGAGGAGGGGGCGCCGGCGGCGGCGGCGGCGGCGGCGGGAGUCACGGCUCCCGGGGGCAAAAGCCGGCGGCGCCGCACAGCCUUUACCAGCGAGCAGCUUUUGGAGCUGGAGAAGGAAUUUCAUUGCAAGAAAUACCUGAGCUUGACAGAGCGCUCCCAGAUCGCCCACGCCCUCAAGCUCAGUGAGGUGCAGGUCAAGAUCUGGUUUCAGAACCGGCGGGCCAAGUGGAAGCGCAUCAAGGCUGGCAAUGUGAGCGGCCGCUCUGGGGAGCCUGUGAGGAACCCCAAGAUUGUCGUGCCCAUACCCGUGCACGUCAGCAGGUUCGCUGUGCGGGGCCAGCACCAGCAGAUGGAGCAGGGCGCCCGGCCCUGA